Molecule: messenger RNA, 555 nt
Organism: Penicillium cinerascens
Lineage: Eukaryota; Fungi; Ascomycota; Eurotiomycetes; Eurotiales; Aspergillaceae
Product: SRP9/SRP21 family protein
Exons: 2
Coding region: 103-555 (150 amino acids)
Biological process (GO): SRP-dependent cotranslational protein targeting to membrane
Cellular component (GO): signal recognition particle, endoplasmic reticulum targeting
Source: RefSeq, a predicted model, not a curated record
ACCCGCCCGAACAGACCACCACUACGCAGAAUUCCAUCCACACCACCCCGCGCUCGGACUCAACACCUAUCACAAAAGCGAGACUGGCUCUCGCCCACCACGAUGCCCUACCUCACCACCUCCCAGGAAUACCUGGAGCAAUCCGCCCUCCUCCUCGAAGCGUACCCUGACUCGCGCAUCACAACAAAAUACAGCUUCCCAAGCGAACGCCCCUCAGAAAAGGCGCACCGCGCCAAGUCCGCCGCCCGCAAAGGCGACGCAACCACAGAGACCAGCACAGCGCCCGUCGCAGCGCUAGAGCUAAAGACAUUCAAUGCCGAAGCAGGCAUCUGCCUGAAGUACCGCACGAACAAGGCUGCCGAGGUCAGCCGGCUGAUGACCGGGCUGGGGAAGCUUGCUAGUGGGGCGGACGUGGCUAGUUUGGGGGUGUCGGGGACUGCGGAUGUGGAGAUGGUUGAUGCGCCUGCUGUCGAGGAGGUGAGUAAGGGGCAACCGCAGGGGCAGCAAGCACAAGGAGGGAAGGGGAAGAAGAAGGGUGGGAAGGGGAAGCGAUGA